CCGGAAAUGAAAGUCUGGCAGUUGUUAUAGUAACGGCGUUGUGUACAUGGUUCAGCUUUAAUAAUGACUGAGUUAGAGCAGGGUGCUAACACUUUUGUCAUCAGACCGAAUUAUCAACACAGGUUCAGGGUGUCGGUGGUGAGGGAGUGUAUUAGAGAGAUCCUGAGAGAGAAUUUAUCAGGAGUUCAGUAUGAUCCUGAGGAAACACAGUCACUCACACAAACACUCGCUGAAAGCAUUAAACACCGUGUUAAAGGUCUAGGUUUGGACGACAGAUACAAACUGUUGGUGCAUGUGAUGAUCGGAGAACAGAGAGGACAGGGUGUGAAGAUGACGUCUCGUUGUUUCUGGGAUUCAGACACUGAUGGCUGUGCUAAAGAAGUUUACAUUAAUGACAGCAUGGUGUGUGUAGCUGCUGUAUUCGGAGUUUAUUAUUACUGACACAAGAACGGAUCCUCUGAUCUAAAAACACACCCACGCCUUGAUGGAUUCCUACACCACUUUUAGUUCUAAAUAUUUUCUAUCUUUGUUUUUAUUUGUAUAAAAUAAAUCGUUGCUCUGCAACACAGUUUAAUGUUAAAUGGUGUGAAAGUGUGUUCACAGGAGUUUUUAAAGAUGUACACAGAAUUUGAUUUCCUGUGAUUUGGUUGUGUAUACCUUCAAAGUUUCAUCUGAAACCCUUUCAGCUUUCACAGAAACAGCUUGAUAAAUAGCUCUCAGGCAUCAGAAAGGAAACAAGCAAGAAAACAUCCUGACAAAAGAGGAGUGGAAGUAAAAGAAAAAAACAAACAACAAAACAACCCACACAUUUGGCUUCUGCAUCUUCUGCAUCUUCAUUUAUACCUGAGUAUAAUUUGUGUGUGUGUUUGUGCAUAUAUUGCCAAAAGUUUUUGGACACCUCUCCCAUCACUUCCAUGACCAAAGGUGUAUAUAAUCAAGCACUUAGGCAUGGAGACUGCUUCUACAGACAUCUCUGAAAGAAUGGGUCGCUCUCAGGAGGUCAAUGAAUUCAAGCGUGGCACCAUGAUAGGUUGCCCCCUGUGCAAUAAGUCCAUCUGAGAAAUUUCCUCACUACUAAAUUUUCCACGGUCAAAUGUUAGAGGUAUUAUAACAAAGUGGAACCAAUUGGGAACAACAGCAACUCAGCCACAAAGUGGUAGGCCACGUAAAAUCACAGAGCAGGGUUUUGAGGCACACAGUGCGCAGAAAGUCACCAACUUUUUAGGUCUAUAGCUACAGACCUCCAAACUUCGUGUGGCCUUUUAGAGUAGCUCAAGAACAGUGCGUAGAGGAAUGGGUUUUCAAGGCCAAGUAUUUGCAUCCAAGCACCUGCAUCACCAAGUGCAAUGCAAAGCUUUGGAUGCAGUGGUGUCAAGCAUGCUGCCUCUGGACUCUAGAGCACUGGAGACAUGUUCUCUGGAGUGACCAAUCAUGCUUCUCUGUCUGACAAUCAGAUGGAAAUGCACAGAGUCCUGACCUCAACCCGAUAGAGCACCUUUGGGAUGAAUUAGAGCAGAGACUGUGAGCCAGGUCUUCUCAUCCAACAUCAGUGCCUGAACUCACAAAUGUGCUUCUAGAGGAAUAGCCAAAAAUUCCCAUAAAACCUUGUGGAAAGCCUUAGCAGAAGAGUUGAAGCUGUUAUAGCUGAAAGGGUGGGCCAACUCCAUAUUAAACCCUUUGGAUUAAGAAUGGGACGUCAGUAAAGUUUAUGUGCACGUAAAGGCAGACGUCCCAAAACCUUUGCCAAUAUAGUGUAUAUGUAUUAUAUAUGUAUAUAAGAGCCAAGUCGUCUAGACAUCACAAUUCAGCCUUUGUCAAAGUUGGUCAGAUAAGAUCCUUAUCUGCCAAUUUUUGAGGACUGGGUGUUUACUGGCCUAAUAUAUCCCACCACUUGACAGGUGCCACUAUAAUGAGAUAAUUUUAUUCACUGGUUUUAAUGUUAUGGCUGAUUACACAUACAGUUCUAUUUAAGAUGUCUUU
This is a messenger RNA of Hemibagrus wyckioides, 1980 nucleotides long. RefSeq names its product dynein light chain Tctex-type 2B (gene dynlt2b). Gene Ontology annotation, biological process: microtubule-based movement. Gene Ontology annotation, molecular function: dynein intermediate chain binding. The record is from RefSeq and is a predicted model, not a curated record. The coding region runs from base 64 to 441 and encodes 125 amino acids. Lineage: Eukaryota; Metazoa; Chordata; Actinopteri; Siluriformes; Bagridae. The transcript is spliced from 5 exons. Gene Ontology annotation, cellular component: cytoplasmic dynein complex; cytoplasm.